AUGGAAAAUAUGACGUCACAGACUUCCGACUAUUCUGACGGUAUUACUGAAGACUACCAUUACGAUGAAGGACCCUGCAGCCUCGACCCUAACCCCAUGGAAAUCAUCACACGAACAUGCAUCCACUGCAUCAUCUGUGCCCUCGGCCUGGUCGGCAACACUCUGGUGAUCAUCACCUACAUCCGCUACAAGAGGAGCAAGACCAUGACGGACGUCUACCUCUAUAACGUAGCUGUGGCGGACCUGCUCUUUGUGGUCGCGCUGCCAUUCCUCAUCUACAACGAGCAGCAUGGCUGGUCAAUGGGGUCCGUGGCUUGCAAGAUGCUGAGGGCAGCCUACAGUAUCAACCUCUACAGUGGCAUGCUCCUGCUGGCGUGCGUCAGCGGCGACCGCUACGUUGCUAUCGUCCGGGCCAGAAGGUCCUUCGGCGCACGCUCGCGCACUCUGCUCCACAGCCGCCUCAUCUGCUCAGCCGUUUGGGUGUUCGCCGUGGCCCUAACUGUGCCCACACUCAUCUACAGCAAGUACGACGACGGCACAUGUGAGCUGUCAUUCACAGAGACAGGAACCGCGAGGCUGAUGAAGGUGGUGGUUCCCAGCCUUCAAAUAGUCAUUGGCUUCCUGCUGCCCCUGCUGGUGAUGGUGUUCUGCUACGCCAGCAUCGUGUGCACCUUGUUGAGAGCCAAGAGCAGCCAGAGGCACAAGGCCAUCCGCGUGGUCAUGGCAGUUGUUGCGGUUUUCAUCGCGUGCCACCUGCCCUACAAUGUCACGCUGCUGAACCGCACGGCGUCUCUUUUCAAGGAGAGGAGCUGUGAGCCAGAGCAGAUCAGACUCCGGGUGCUGGCCAUCUCCAGGAGCAUCGCCUACUUCCACUGCUGUCUCAAUCCCGUCCUCUACGCCUUCGUUGGGGUGAAGUUCAGGGUCCACUUCCGGCAAAUAAUGUCGGACUUGUGGUGCUUCGGCAGAAAGCACGGCAGCGCCGCGCGCUCGUCUCGCGUCACGUCCGAAACUUGCAUCUCAGGCCGCGUGUCUUCAGAUAGCUCCAACAACGGGAGGUCAUUCAGUGCGUGAUGCUGCAGCGGUUCCAUUAGCAACGAUCGCCGGCGGUACCGAAGAUGGAGAUAUUGUUGCUUGUGGUGUUACUUUGCUUUAGCUGUACAUAAGUGGAUAAGAAGUGUUGCUUAAAAGGUGGAGUGUUUGAAACUUCAGAACCCUCAGCCGGCAUUCACAAUUUACCGUUAAAAUAUGGUAAUAUAUAUAUUAACAUAGAUACUAAUUAGCUAAUUGGUGAUUUUCUUUACAGACCAAUAUAUUUUUUUAUUUUAUUAUCACAUUGUAAGAAUAUCUGCCAAUGUUGCUCUAAGAAUAGACAUUCUACAUAAAUAUUCUCGCUGAUUGAUCUUUAUUUUUGCAGAAAUAAAAAUAAUAAUUUGAAAAACAAGUCUUAAAUAUAUGUUUGAUAAAACCCCUUUUGAACAAACCACCACAUACAUACAUCUCGAUAUAAUGCUUAAUGAUGGAUUGUACUUUAGUUAUGCAUUCUCCUCCGUGAAUUAUGGGAACACAGCGGCUGACUUGGAUGUUCAGUGAUUUCAA
Molecule: messenger RNA, 1596 nt
Organism: Pungitius pungitius (ninespine stickleback)
Lineage: Eukaryota; Metazoa; Chordata; Actinopteri; Perciformes; Gasterosteidae
Gene: ccr6b
Product: chemokine (C-C motif) receptor 6b
Exons: 1
Coding region: 1-1071 (356 amino acids)
Biological process (GO): cell chemotaxis; positive regulation of cytosolic calcium ion concentration; immune response
Cellular component (GO): membrane; external side of plasma membrane
Molecular function (GO): C-C chemokine binding; C-C chemokine receptor activity
Source: RefSeq, a predicted model, not a curated record